Tetrahymena thermophila SB210 is the source of this 4821-nucleotide messenger RNA. Its product is annotated as calpain family cysteine protease, putative. Gene Ontology annotation, molecular function: protein binding; calcium ion binding. The transcript is spliced from 3 exons. Gene Ontology annotation, cellular component: membrane. Lineage: Eukaryota; Ciliophora; Oligohymenophorea; Hymenostomatida; Tetrahymenidae. The record is from RefSeq and is a predicted model, not a curated record.
AUGUUGAUAUUUUAUAAUUUCUCAAUAAAAUUUAAACUUGGUUCUAAUAGGGAAGAUUCAUGGUUUGUAGAUUAAUCAAAUAAAUAAAAUAAUCUUACUUCAAUUUAUAGCAAAGAUCCACAAAAUUGGCUUUAUUCUCCAUAGUAUAACUAUAUUAUUAAGGCAGAAAAUUAGUAGAGCUUAUUUUCUAAGAUUAUAGUUAGCUCUUAGACAGGUAUAGUUUUUGUUUCUUCAGGAAAAUCGGGUAUAUUAGCUAUAGACCCAGAUUAAUAAUAUAAAGUAAUAGCUAAUUUAAAAACAAAUGAUCACAUUGAAGGCUUCGCUUGCACUAUGGAUGCAAAAUAUAUUUUUACAACUAGUGAUAACCUAUUAACUGUAUAUAAUUUUUCAAAUAGAAAAAUAUUUACAUAAGUAGGUUAAGAUAAUAUUCAAGUAUUUGUUACUGAUUUAAUUCUCAACUCAUAAGAAGACACACUUUAUAUUCUUUAAGUAAAUGGAGUAGUACGUAUACUUGAUAUCUCCUAAAAGAGCAAUCCAGUUUUCAUUGGGUAAAUAUAAUGGUAUCCUUAGUAAAUCUAUGGAGGUUUUCUAACUAAAGACGAAAGAUUUUUAAUAUUAUGCUAAGAUUAUCUUGGAUUAGCUGUAUUUUCUAUAAAAAAAUCUAAACACUCAGUGAUCGGAACGCUUUUAGGUUCUUUUAAUGGGGAAACUCAAGGAGGUUCUCAUAGAGCGAUAGUAACUCCUGAUGAAAAAUAUUUAAUCAGCUUAGACAAUAGAAAUGGAUUAAGUUUUGCAGAUUUCACUUAAAUUUCAAAAGCAAAUCCUUAAAGUAAACCUUUAUCGUUUGAGUAUUAUUUAAAUCAAUGGUGGCCAUCUUAGGUAAACGUACCUGCCCCUUACUCUUUUUGUGUCUCUAAUGAUUCAAAUUUUCUCUUUGUUGGAGUAAGGUCUAUUGGAAUAUAUACUGUUGAUAUUACUGACAAAUAAAAUCCGCUUACUUAUACUUGGGCAUACUUACCCUAUCAUGGAAAUUCUAUUGCUUUAUCUCCGACAGCUAAUUACCUCUACUUUUCUAAUUCUAUUUCUUUUAUGGCUUUUAGAAGAAUGAAACCGAUUUUAGGACAAAAUUAUGUCAGUCUAUAUAACGGUAAUCACUCUUAGGGAUUUUCUUAGUCAGAAACCAGAUAUUACUGGAGAUGUGAUUAUGAUCCUUAAAGAUAGGUAUAUAUAGGGGCAUUCGAUACAGACGGUCUUUGGUUUAUAGAUGUUAGUGAUCCUACUAGAUUUGAUGUACUCUAAAGCUCAUACAAACCACCAAACUAAGACUCAAAUAUAGAUGUGUUUUAUGCUUUAAAUAAUUAUCAAACUUUGAUUACAUCAAUGAAUGAUGGGGUUAAUUUCAUGGCAGUCUUAGACAUCUCAAAUUAUAAAAAUAUUAGGAUGAUUUAAAAAGUGCCAUUAGGAUUACCAGUAUACGGAUAUAUAAAAGACGUUGACACCAAUGCUUCUAAUACUUUUUUAACUGCAGCUAUGGAUAGAGUAAUAGUAUUUGUUGAUAUAUCUACCUUGGGAAGCUAUUAAGUUUUAGCAACAUGGCAAUUCUUACCAUAAAUGAAAGGGUUAACAACUGGGGUUAUGCUUUCUUCUGAUGAGAAAUACUUUAUAGGUGCUUGUAGAGGUUAUGGCUAUUUUGUUUUAGACAUUCAAGACUUAACUAAUAUAAAAAUGGUAAACUACUUUGAAUCUACAGGAGCUGAAUAAGUUUUUAAAUCGUAAGCAUAUAGCUAUCAAUAUUACUUAAUUGAUGGACUUGGUGGACUUUACAUAAUGGAUCAAACUGUUUUACCGUAGUUUAAAUAGUUUUCACAGCUGAAUGUACCUGGCUGGACAAAUGAUAUUACAUAUUUACAAGAUGAAAAGACAGCUAUUAUUGCAACUAUGUAGUAAGGUAUGAUCUAUUUGGUAGAUAUAUCAAAUAAUAAAAAUCCGAUAAUAGUCUCCAGCUACUAGUAUGGAGAUUACAACGGAUUUGUUUCUUGUUCUACUUAAGAUUUUACAAAACUAUUUAUUGACAAUAAUAAAGAAAUGAGAUAACUUCCUCUCAAUGUACCUGUGCAAUUUCAUUCAGACUACUUAGAUGUUUUAGGUUAUUCGGAGUCAGGUGAUAUGCUUUUUAACGUAAUAAAUAACCCAGAGAAAUAGAAAUUCUUAGUAGGAUAAACAAUUAAAAUUAAUUUUUGCAUUUUAUAUCAGCCUUUGGAUAUAGUCGUGAGCAGUGUUAAACUUUUUUAAAAGUAAAGAGAGAUGUCCUUACCUUCAUGGAUAGUUUAUGAUCCAAUUGAAAUCUCAGUAACAAUUUAAUUUACAAAAAACGCUGUUGAUCCCACAAAUAUUAAGUAGGCACUUUUAAAUACAUUAGUCUUCACAACAAUAAAACCACUUUAAAAAAGUGAUUUUUUAUUUAAAUAAGGAAAAUGCAAAACAACUAAAUUUCAAGCACAAGCAAUAUUUGAUUAGCUUUAGUAAGAUGGUUUUAUUGAUGAACACAAUUUGGUUUCUGAAAAAUAGUAAUUUAAUGAAAUACAAUUUGUUUCAAUCAGAAACUAAGAUCUUUUCCCAAACAAGACUAUAGAUGAUUAAAUUUAUAAUAGCUGUAUUAGUAAUACAACAAAAUACACACUUUCCUAAGCUGUUUAGAAAACUCCUAUUUAUCUUUUUGUGUAAUCUUCUUUGAAUUUAAUAAUUGAUGGUUCAACAGACAAAUAUAUUUCAACAACAGCGAAUUUAGUGAAUAUUUAGAUUGAAAUUCCUAAAUUUUCAGGCUAAUUCAUUUAUCAAAAUUCAGGAUCUGUAAAUGUUUAAUUAAACUAAGAUAUGAAUAUCAUCAACAUAACUGGAAGAGUGUAAAAUGUUAAUGAAUUUUUGAAGUAAAAGAUAAUAGUAUAUCCUAUUGCUCCUGUGGAAUACCAACAAAUAACAGCAUUAGUAACAGUCUCAGAUUCAAUGAACUACCCCAUAACUAAAAAUUAAUCAGCUUUUUAAUUUCCAUUUUUAAAAGAAAAAAAAAAUAUUUAGAUAAAUCCUGAUAAAACAUUACAAAGUUAAUUCUAAGAUAAUAUUUAUAUAUAAACGUAUUUUGGAUUUACUAUAAAUUCUUAAACCUUUAUUAUUCCUGAUCUUAACACCACCAUUUCCUUCGAUAUUUUACGCUAGAAAGGAGACAACUAUGUUAAAUUAGAUAGCACAGAUUGGCUAUAAUAUGAUAGUAAUACCCAUCUAUUUUAUGGAACUCCUCCAUAAAAUGCAUUCGGAACAAGCAUAACAAUAAAAGUAACAGGGUCUGAUGGCUUUACAAAAGUAUCGCAAGAUUUUACUAUUCACGUAAAUAAGAUACCUUUCUCAAUAAUUCUUUAAUGGAUAAUAUCCAUCUUAGGUCCUUUAACUGGUAUUUUGGGUUUGUAUAGAUUUCGUGGUGACUUAUAUAACAUAUUUUACAAUAAAAGAAAUCAAUAUAGCCAAAUUACAUGUUAACCAAAUAAAAAAUUUAUUCUUAAAAUACCUUUAAUUCUUCGUGAAACUGAUUCAUCUAUUUAAAUUAUUAGAAAAUUAAAGAAAGAAUUACUGAAUAUUGCAAAGACGAAACAAUAAUAACGUACUUAAAAUAAAGAAGUCAAGAAAAUUUAGAAAAAUAACUUUAAAAUUUUAUCAUAAAUAAUUAAAAUUAAAAACAAAUUUUAAAAGUAAGUCUAAAAAUUGUAAGACUUAGCUUCCUCAAAAUUAUCUGAUGUAGCAUAAAACUAUGUAAAGAGAUUGGAAAAAUAAUAAAAAUCUUAAAGAUUAAAUAUAUUUGAAGAGCAAUAUUUAAAAGAAAACGGUUAAAUUGAUUAUUAAAAAUAUUUAGACCAAAUAAUUGAUUUAGAUAUUAAAUUCAAGUUUGGUAGCUUAGAUACAUCAACAAAAAAUUAAUAGCAAAAUAUAAAAAAUGAAAACGGGAGUUUGAAUGCUUGUCUUAAAUUUUAAUUAGCUAAGAAAUUAAUGAAAUAUGAUGCAAAAAGUUUGGCUGUUUACAAUUUCUUGAAGUAUUAUUCAAAAGUUAAGAGUGCUGUUUUGACAAACAACGAUUGGUACAAGUACUUAAUCAAAGUUAAAUCAACUGAUAUUUUAGAUCAUCAAUGCAAUUAUAUUGUAUUUCCUAAUUUUUAAUUUAACUUUAAUAGAUUGUCAUAAGCUCUCAAUCUGUUAGGAAUUUAAAUCGACUAAGACCUUAAAUAAGUAAAUUAUUUUGAUGAUAUAGAGUAAGAUUCAAAAGUAUAAAAGACAUAUAAUGAGGUCUUAGAAAAGAAAGGUGUUAAUUUGUAUUUGAUAGAAUAAUACAUGUUUUCUGAAGCUGCAGGAGUCAAGGAUAAUUUACCAAAUACAUUUUUUCCUAGCGUUGGCGAGAGUUUGUAUUUAGAUUACCAUGAAAUAGAUUAAGUUGCUGCAUUGAGAUAUUAACCUGGGAUGUUUUAGUGCAUUGAAAAAUUACUUAACUAAGAAUAUAAACCAUAUGGACCUCAGGGUAAUAUAUAACUUCCAAAUUGGCUAGAAUUAGAUACAUAACCUGGAUUAAUUAUUUUGAGAGGAACUCCUAGCUUUUCUGAUACUGAAGAAAUACUUAUCAGAAUAACAACAACAUAGAACUACACAAUAAGAAGCUUCAUUUUAAAAGUUGAAAUGGACUUAAAUAAAUACAAAUAAAUUUAGAAAUUCAAUAAAUUCUAAAAAAAGUUGAAGUUAGAAGCGAAAAGUACAUAAAAUACAAAUAACAGUACAAUCAAUUGA